AUUCUAGUCACAUAGAGAGUCUUUACUGGUGCCUCGUCUUCAGCACUUCAGGUGCAUCGUCAUGAUGCGGAAGCCACUAGUUGCCGCACUCGCGGCCGCCGCGUCGGUUCGUCAUGUGGACGCCUGCACGGCGUCAGUGUUUCAGGUGAGAACAACGCUUGGCGUUGAAGAGCAGGAACAACUCACAAAUAUCAGGCCAUUAUCACUGUUGGGAUUCUAAACUACAGAUGAAAGAAGAACCAACGCGAACACAUCGGCUCAUUCAUUAUUUUUAAAACCUUUCUUGUUCUUCAGGCCGCCGGCACAAAGGACAAAGUGGCUUUUGCGGGUAUGAAUGCGGAUUGUUCAAAUUGCGACCCGCGCCUGGCCUACGUGUCGCCAAAAGACUUCGAGAGCAGCGACAAGCGUCCCGUGUACCAAUUCAUGGGCUCCGCGCCCCGAUGGGUUGGCUACGGCCGCGGUAAUUUCUACGAGCCGAAAGACGGCGAGAGGCCGCAUCCACCGAUCACACACAUUCCAGAAGUACCGCACACCAACGGCUACUGGGAGGGUGUGCUGCCGCUAAUCAACGACAAGGGACUGAGUAUCGUUCAACUGGGAGUGAUUAUAGGCUUUUUUUUACAUCAACAUCUGUCCCUCGUGCGAGUGCGUCUUCGUUGGCUCGCGAUGGCCCCCUACGUUUGAAUUUUGAUCUCAAACAUACGCAACUUUUUCUAUGAAGAACAAAUCCUCUUUCAGGUAUGGGCGAGUCUUCGUGCGCCGCCCGUCUGAUGAACUACCCCGCUGACCAAGCGAAAGGGCCCGGCACUGGCGUCGCGGCCUAUCUCGAUCUCACGUCCCUGAUGCAGAUUGCCAUGGAGCGCUGCGCAACCGCAAUGUGUGCGGUAAAGACCAUGGGCGAAAUGGCGGAGAAGUACGGUUUUUACCCGAUGCCCAACGAGUGGACCCCGGGCAAGGAGGCCGACGGUCGCGUGACCAUUGACGACGCCGGCGAGGCGAUCACGAUCGCCGACACCACGGGCGACGCUUGGGUUUUCCAUGUGGUGGGCGGUAUUCCGGAAGUGCCCGAAGCGAAGUCCGUGUGGGCCGCACAGCGCGUGCCGAAGGGCCACGCGGCCUUCAUCGCCAACAACUUCAUCCUCCGCGAGGUACCGGCGGAGCCCACCGCCGACAUUUUGUUUUCCGCGAAGCUGCACGCCGUGGCCGAGAAAGCUGGCUUGUGGAAGCCGACCUACGCGCUCGACGGGACGACCGUGACGAACCAACUACACUUCACGAAAACCUUCGCGCCAGAUACGGUCACGUUCACCACCAAGGGGCAGCCGAUCCCGCUGUACGCCAGUCUCCGGCUGUGGCGGGCCUUGAACCUGGUGGCGCCGUCCAAGAAAUUUCCGCUGGUGCAAGACCCGAUGGACUACCCGUGGGCUGUACCCGUCGAAAAGGCGAUCGAGCGCGAGGACAUCUUCAAGAUCCAUGGCGAUCUGUACAAGGACACGGAGUUCGACCUGGGCAAGGGCGCCCUCGCCGGGCCCUUCGGCAACCCCUUUCCGGUCGAGGGCGGCGUGGCGAGCAGCCUCGUGGGACAGAUUCCCCGGGGGAUCAGCAUCGCGCGCACCGUAUACGGUGUCGUGAACGAAGCGCAGCCCGCGGAUCAGGCCGUCAGCUGGUUUGCGGUCGACACGCCCGCAACGAGCGUUUUUGUGCCCGUUCUGGCGGUACUUCUUUUUGACUUGUUGAUGAAUUCUGCGGGCAAACUGUGACCACACCUGAAUAUAGCAAAAAUAGUGACUCAUCAGCGAAAACACGAUUUUCUGAAAAUCUCAACCAACACACAGCGGUCUUCCCACGUAGCGGAGCCGUACUACACGGGGACAAACCGCGAGUACACGCGAAAGUCCGCCUGGUGGGCGUUUGAUUUCGUGUCCAACUGGAUGAAAAUCAACUUCAACAUGAUGGCGGAAAAGGACGUCUACCCAGAGAAACAGAAGCUCCAAGCCAUGCUCGAACAGGAGUACGAAUCGAAAAUGAAAACCAAAACGUUAUCAUAAGAAAAAAUCUACCCUCCCCAUAUCGAAACGGCAUGCCUCAGAAAAUUUGCAAUGCGGAUUUGUGACCACAACUCGCAUCUGUAUUGCAAGAAGGCAACUCCACAGGCUUCGCCGCAUUAUGCCGGCGGUCUGUGAUGCUGGUGUGCCUACAGCAUGGACGUUUCUCAUGCUAAACGCCUAGGCCCCCCUCUCUACUCAGGCCUGCAAUGGGCCUGCAGUCCUUCACUGCAAGACACAGCUGAUUUGUGUACGCAAAUCCAGCAGCAGAAACUUCGUUUCGAUAUGGGGAGGGGGGAUUUUUUCUUCUGAUAAACGUCCCGCAACGACGGCUGGGUCCAGACGGACUGGAACGACUGGCAAAAGAAGCUGCAGCGCGAAGUCGUGCGGAAAUGGUGGGACCUCGCGGAUUCCCUGAUCGUGAAGUACAACGACGGGUUUCUGAACGACCCGAAAGGUACCAUCGGCGCCCCCUACGGCUACCCGCUGGAGUUUGCGGAAGCGAUCAGCUUCAACGGCGACAUUCAUCCCAUUGCGAUCGAGCGCAAACUUGUUCCGGAGAAAACCAAACUGCCAACCACCUGGAACGCGCUGCAAAGCACCUGGCUCUACCAGCAGCCAAAAGUGGGUGAGAAAGCGGAGCUGCUAGAAACAGGUGCAGCAGCGGCGGUGUCACCGGCAGUGACGUUGGUGGAAAGAUCGGGCGAAGAUGCGAAGGUAGCUGAGUGCUGAUUCUUCAGUUUGAUGUAGUUGCUAUGCCUUUCAUGAUGUACUUUGAAGGGCUUCAUUUAGUACGUACCAGUCUUGUACAGCGGAAGACUUUAGAACUUCACCAAAACGACUACACACAGAUCCACGUUACACACCAGCAAGCACUCUCCAUCCCAAGCGCGAUGCCGUUUAUGAUGCUGGUGCUCGGCCUGAGUGUGGGGUUUGUCUUCGGCCGCCGCAGUUCUGCCGCCACUGCAGACGACAUGAGCUACGCGCCCCUUGUGUAGUGAGCGACACGCUCUCUGCUUUUGUACGUAGUUUCAUGAAGUACAAUUUCUGCCCCCGCUGACAACCGUGUAACAAAGCUACAAGGUCUUUCAUGUUAUUUCAGCACGCAACACUUUUUAAACUACAACAUUGCUCGACGCUUGCGAGUCUUCUACUCGGAUGCCGGCCUGCUCGUAGUUCUUCCCAUUCGAGGGCUGCUAGCAACCGAGAAGUAGAUGAUAGCUCGGCUAAAAAAUCGCAAAUGAACUAGUACGACUACCAUCAUCUCAUCUGUGUAAUUCAGCAUGCAACUACUAGAUUUAGAUGUACAUCAAGCCAAGAAAAACGUAGUCGUAGUCAGAGUACUUCUGCCAGGUGAACACAUGUUUCAAGCUCAACACCCUCAUGACCCACAUUGAUGCUUCGCGGAAGCUAUGAUUAUACCAACACCAAGAAUACGUAUACAGUGCAUGAAAUUGAAAUCAGCAUACCUAUCCGCCGGAACUUCUAUGCAGCCACUCUUUUACAUUCUUCCAUCUAUCAUCGUAUCAGAAAACUCCAGCUGCGACGCAUGUGCAUGUUCCGCAGCCGGAGCUGGAUUGACCUUUGACGGGCAACAGGGAACAUGCUGAGCUGUUGAGAUCAGGUUGAUUCUGAGCCGCCGUGAAAUAGCGGCACAGCGGGAACAUGACGAUGCGUAUGCCGCAGGGUGAAGAAGCGCAUAGAGAGUUUUUCAAAAGUACGGCCUAUGAAAAAAGUAGGGGG
Messenger RNA from Amoebophrya sp. A120, 3788 nucleotides. NCBI's taxonomy places the organism in Eukaryota, Dinophyceae, Syndiniales, Amoebophryaceae. The record is from the annotation of a GenBank genome assembly.